Stereum hirsutum FP-91666 SS1 is the source of this 1912-nucleotide messenger RNA. RefSeq lists its product as uncharacterized. Bases 1 to 1797 code for a protein of 598 amino acids. The transcript is spliced from 12 exons. The record is from RefSeq and is a predicted model, not a curated record. Gene Ontology annotation, cellular component: transcription factor TFIIH holo complex; transcription factor TFIIH core complex. Gene Ontology annotation, biological process: transcription by RNA polymerase I; transcription by RNA polymerase II; nucleotide-excision repair. Lineage: Eukaryota; Fungi; Basidiomycota; Agaricomycetes; Russulales; Stereaceae.
AUGUCGUCCUCUCUGAUCGCCGCGAGAGCGUCGUACAAGAAGCUACAAGGUCUGCUCGAGCUCACAGAAAGCGACAUAACCUGGACACAAGACGGCAAGCAAAAUUCCGCCGUUACCGUCCCACGCUCAAAAGCGGCCUCGCUCUUCUCCAGCAAGGAGGGCACACCACAGGUCAAGCUCAAGAUCGGCCUCGUCCACGAUGAAACGGGCCACACUUUCACUUUCACCUCUCCUCAACCCACUGCGCUCAUUGAACGCGAGAAAUUCAAGAGCGAACUGACCGUGAUCGUUGCUCAGAAUCGCACAAUACGUGAUGCUCAGGCUGCUGCUCAGAAUGGGUCUGCGUCGACACCAAAACCUACGCUUCCCACUUCCGGAAUCCCUCGCCCACCAUUGCCCGGUUCUGUUCAACCUCAUGCGUCGACCUCUCGAGCAGCCUCCGUGUCCAGCAAUGCAGGCACACCUGGGCCACAGAACGACCCCAUCAACGACUUCAGACUACGCAAGAAGGUCCUCGUGCAGACACCAGAGCUUGCUGCGCUUCACCGGGAGCUCGUAAUGACUCGGCAGAUCUCAGAGGCGGAGUUUUGGGAAGGUCGAGAGCACCUUCUGCUGGCCCAAGCGGCCUCAGAUGCACAGAAGAAGGGCCGCCCAGGUCAAUUAGUCGAUCCCAGGCCACAAACUGUAGACGGCGGGGAAAUCAAGAUCGUGGUUACGCCACAGCUCGUCCAUGACAUCUUUGAAGAAUAUCCUGUCGUGUCAAAAGCUUACAGCGAGAACGUCCCGAGCAAGCUCUCAGAAGCCGACUUUUGGAAGCGGUACUUCCAAUCAAAACUGUUCAGUUCUCAUCAGGCCUCGAUUCGUUCAACGGCAGCACAACACGUCGUCAAGGAUGACCCAAUAUUUGAUAAAUAUCUCGAAAGGCCUGAUGAUGAGCUGGAGCCGAGACGGCAAAGAGACGAGGAUGUGGGAAUGUUCAUAGACUUAGGGGCAACGAAUGAGGAUCACGGAGAAGCAUGGAGUGAGAAGGACGUGACAAUGCAAGCGGGAAAACAGAGGGGCGCAUUACCCCUCAUCCGAAAGUUCAACGAGCACUCCGAACGUCUUCUCAAAGCUUCAGGAUCCGAAGGACCUUCACCCAAACGGAGACGAAUAGACCCAUCUUCCGGAACCGACUCACGAUACUCCGAAAUAGACCUUCCAGAUCUGCAUGACCCAGAGUCUUCAGCAGGUAUCUUACUCCAGAUGCAGGACCGUCAGCGCUACUUUGAAGGUCGAACAGGGUCUAUCGUUGCCGCAGAACAGAACGCUCGACCGGCGGUUGACGUCCGAGCAGCACUACAAGCUGCAAAGAGUGACCUUCGCGACUGGUCAAAUAACCUUGGACAGCUCAAACUUGAUCGAAAAGCGACAGACUCUGCCGUCCUCUCUAUGACCCAGAACGUCGCCGCCCGUCUAGACGUCAAAUCGCGAAAGAACGACAUCCCCGACGAGAUCUUCCGCCAAAUGUCCACCUGCCAAACCGCCGCCAACGAGUUCCUACGGCAGUUCUGGUCCGCCAUCUAUCCCUCUGCCUCGAACGCACAGACACUAGCUCCCUCCACACCGGCUCAAAAGGCCGACAAGGCGGCGAGGAUGGCUGGAUAUCUGGGCAAGACCCACGAGAAAGUGGCAGCGAUCGUCGUGACGGCGCAUAAGUCAGGUGUAGACAUGGAGAAAAUCGAGAUCGCCAUGAAGCCGAUUUUGGAUGCCGUGGAUAAAGCCCUGGCCUUUUGGAGCAGCCGAAAAUCGACAUGAUCGUGGCGAUUGGUUUCGGCGCGUGCUGGACCAAUUUGGCUGUCGUUUUCUUGGAAUUCCCUCCUACAGCUUUCGCUGGUCAUAUCUUUCACUUACCUAUCCUCAAGUCGUCGUC